Molecule: messenger RNA, 638 nt
Organism: Orbicella faveolata
Lineage: Eukaryota; Metazoa; Cnidaria; Anthozoa; Scleractinia; Merulinidae
Source: RefSeq, a predicted model, not a curated record
UUAAAGGGUUUUAUGAUGGACAUUAAAGUAAUUGUCUUUAAUGAACGUAGAUGGGUUAGGAAUCACCUGUUGAUGCAGGUUAUAAAACUCACCAGAGCGACACAAAAACCAUUCACUCCAGAACUAAGCCGGCACACAAGCAAGUCUUCACUCAUCAUGAACACUCAAGGGAUUGUGUUUUGUGCGGUGUGCGUUACAGUGUUACUGAUGUGCAACCAACCAAGCGAGGCACAACGAAAAUGUUCAAAGUUCAGAAAGCCGGACAACUUUGGUAAAAGACGGUUUCCCUACGAACGAAUCUUCAAGUAUGAAGAUGUUGGAAGGGAAGUACCUGGUCAUGAGGAGUAUGAAGAUGUUGAAAGUCCUCCCACUCAGUCUGUAUGGCUGCCUCAUUUUGGAAGACGAGCGCUUAUUCACAAGAAGAGAGCGGAGAGCCCUUCAGAUGUUAAGAAGUGGCUGGAGUAGACACGCCGACUGGCUUACAGAUGAAGAAUGCUAAAACGGACCAUAACCUGGCAACUUUAACUAUCGCCUUAAAUUUAACAAUGCGUAUUCAUCUCUGAUUCCUUUGCUUCAUAAGCUUGUAAUAAUUUCUUGAAAACAGAAACAUUAAACAUUUGAAAAGACUGAUGACACCA